AGUUUAUAUCACUAAUCACAAGUUUACGAAGAAAAACCAACACAUUUCUCGAUAGUCGAUACGAUUUAAGAAUCUCGCGAUCGCAUUUCAAUUUUAUUUCUGUAGCAAACCCUAAUCUACAGUUUUUACAGUUUUUAAUUAAACAGAUCCAAAAAUCUGAUUCAGUGUUCUAAUUCCUCUCAUAAUCUCCGUUCAAUUCAGUAAAUGGAUGAUAGUUGUGCUGUGUGUGCCGAGGCACUUGAAUGGGUUGCAUACGGACGGUGUGGCCAUCGGGAAGUCUGUUCGACUUGCAUUGUCCGUCUUCGUUUCAUUUGCAAUGAUAGAUGUUGCUGCAUUUGCAAAUCGGAAUCGGAUGUCAUUUUCGUCACCAAGGCUUUGGGAGAUUAUACGAGUAUGAUAAAUGACUUCUCUGCUUUCCCAGUCAAUCCGGUUGAAGGCCAAGUUGGAAAGUAUUGGUUUCAUGAAGGUGCACAAGCGUUUUUUGAUGAUUUUGAUCAUUAUAUGAUGGUAAAGGCCAUGUGCAAGCUAUCUUGCGUUGUUUGUGACAGAAAGAAUGAACAACGGAAUGGAGGAUCAAAAGGAACGGGAGAUUUUAAUAGCAUUGAGCAGCUUAAGAUUCAUUUGUUUCAUCAGCAUAGACUGUUUAUGUGCAGUCUGUGUUUGGAAGGCAGGAAGAUAUUUAUAAGUGAGCAAAAGUUGUAUAAUAGAGCACAACUGAAUCAACAUGUGAAGACUGGUGAUUCAGUGGUUGAUGGCAGCGAAAGCGAGAGAGGUGGAUUUAUGGGUCAUCCAGAUUGUGAAUUUUGCCAUAAUCCGUUCUAUGGGGAUAAUGAGCUUUAUUUGCAUAUGUCUACUGAGCAUUUUACUUGCCAUAUAUGCCAGAGGCGGCAUCCAGGACAAUAUGUCUACUAUAGUGAUUAUAACAACUUGGAGAUCCAUUUUCGCGGAGAACAUUUCUUAUGUGAAGAUGAGGCCUGCCUGGCUAAAAAGUUUAUUGUUUUUUCAGCUGAAUCUGAAAAGAAGAGGCAUGAUGCCAUGGAACAUGGAGGCCGCAUUUCCCGUUCCAAGCUUAAUGCUGCCCUGCAGAUACCUACAAGCUUCCGGUAUCAGCGAAGUGCUGAACAAGGUCGGCAGGAUAGAGUCCGUGGAAACCGUUUUAACACAUCAGACAGUCAUAUUUCAGCGGCCACUCAAGAUAGUCUUGAGACAUUUAAUGCUGUCAGGUUUCUUGAUAAUUCCUCAAGUGCCCAAACAGUUAACAGUUGCAGAGAAACAAGUGAAAUGGGAUUUACUGUUAAUCAAUUUGAGCUCUUAGCCCCUGACCCUACAAGAAGUCUGCUGGAAGAAUUUUCCUUUCCACCACUUCCCGUUGCCCCAAAGAGCAGCGGACGAAGGGCUAGAAAUUCUGUUGGGUGCAGCAGAAACACAAUGGCUGCUCGCCUUCGUCACAAGAACAACGUAAAAGUUAUCAAUUCUUCUCGAGCUUCACCAGCCGCAAUUAAUCAUACUAGCAUGUCAGCUAAUGUUUCCUACCUUUCCAGGCCUACAUUAGAUUCUGGGCAUUCAUCAUCAUCUAGUUCCCCAAGUGAUCUAUGGAAUAAGCCGUCAACUAAAGCUAAUGCCCAAUCUAGUUGCGCAAGCUCUACACAAUCCAGACAAUCAACAGCUACUGACCUUGUUUCAUCUAUGAAUCUUUCGAGUUCAUCAAGGUUUGACAGUAGUGCCUAUAGAGUUGGGCACAUUUCAUCGUCUUCAAAUUUUGUCAAAAAGGAGACAUUUGAUAAAAAGAUUUCCGACUCUCAAAUUGACAAGGGGACUACUAGUAAACACCCCAAGUCAAAAGCAGAAGAUGUUCAAUCUGCUAAUAAGGCCCUUGUGGAAAAAAUCCGUGCUGCAUUAGGUUUCGAUGAGGAUAAAUUUGCUGCUUUUAAAAUAAUAUCUGUGGAGUAUCGCCAGGAUGUAAUUGAAACUGCAGAGUACCUUGCCUAUAUUCUCCAGUUUGGUCUAGAACACCUGGUUCUUGAGCUAGCUUUACUUUGUCCCAAUGCUCAGAAGCAAAGAGAGCUAGUUGAGAUUCACCAAUAUAAUACAAGGAGGAAAGAUUCUAAUGAAAACGGCUCGAGUAUUGACAAUUGUUGCCCCAAAAAUAAGAAAAGUUCUAAGAAGGGGAAAGAAAAGUGUGAAGAUAGUGGGAACUGUAGCUCGGGAAAUGCUCCGAUGGGUAAGAGUGGAAUAGUGAACCCACAGGUAAAGCAUAAACCUUGUUUGGACAAAGAUGGGGUAUCAAAAGAUCAUUCUGCAAAAGGUAAAUCAAAGAUAGUUGUUGAUCAACAAGCAAAUUUACGUAUAUCAACGGAGCCCAGGAGUUCAAAUAAUGCUCAAUCCGCUAAUGGUAGUGCAAUGAAGAAUGUCGGUUUGGGAGGGGGAGGAAAUAAACCUCGUAAAAAGACGCCCAAGUUUCUCAAGAAUCGCCUCGGUGAAACUUCUGCUGAUGCGCUUCCAGACAACAAUCUAGAUGUGGGUCUUGAUGAUAACAAGGAAAAAACAUACCGGAAAAAACACCCGCCUGAAACAUUACCAGUCAAUGGAGUUUGGCGAAAUGGUGGAGGUCGCAAACUUGUGGCGAUGUCCCAACGAGGAUGAAUGCAUAGACUCCAUAGAAGUGCCAGUUUCCAUCUGCAGAAAACCCGGUACAUGCCAUGUGCAGGCAGAUUCUACGCGUUUAAAGCUAAAUGUGGUCCGGAAACAACCUAUACAGAAGAAUAGUUAUGUUUUCAUAUAAAUGUCGGCAAAGCCAGAUCUGGAUAUAUUUAUUUACCUUACAGUUGUAAUUAAUUAUGGACUUUCAUUAAAUGAAUUAGUGAUACCUUAUAUAGAUCGUGACAAAUUAAGUAAAGGAUUUUAUAUGCA
Mercurialis annua (annual mercury) is the source of this 2910-nucleotide messenger RNA. RefSeq lists its product as uncharacterized. Gene Ontology annotation, biological process: rescue of stalled cytosolic ribosome; protein ubiquitination. Gene Ontology annotation, molecular function: ubiquitin protein ligase activity; ribosome binding. NCBI's taxonomy places the organism in Eukaryota, Viridiplantae, Streptophyta, Magnoliopsida, Malpighiales, Euphorbiaceae. The transcript has 9 exons. Bases 205 to 2643 code for a protein of 812 amino acids. The record is from RefSeq and is a predicted model, not a curated record.